Chelonia mydas (Green sea turtle) is the source of this 3302-nucleotide messenger RNA. Its product is annotated as gastrula zinc finger protein XlCGF49.1. The coding region runs from base 331 to 1068 and encodes 245 amino acids. The record is from RefSeq and is a predicted model, not a curated record. The transcript has a single exon. NCBI's taxonomy places the organism in Eukaryota, Metazoa, Chordata, Testudines, Cheloniidae.
UUUCUAGGGCUGUGAGAAUGGGACAAGCUGCAGGACCUGGUGAAAUCUGAAACCAAAGAGGAACCUAGGAGAGAAAUCCACUCCAGGUGAAAGAAGACCCAGCACAUCUCCUGAUAUUAGACUAUGGAGACUAUGUGAUGUGGGGAGAGAUUCCCAGAGCAGAAUCUUCCUCGUGCAGCCCCCACUAGACAGAAACCCUAUCUGUCUGUCCAGCACCUAGCACAAUGGGGCCCUGACCAGGUUAAGGCCCCUAGGUGCCAUUGCAGUAUCAGUGUUAAAUACUAAUACUAGAAAUUCCUUUCCUGUGCCGUAAGCCGGAGGGGAAGGAAGAUGCUCAAAGCCCCGCAGAGCCCUGACCUGGACGACAGGCCGUACAAGUGCACCGAGUGCGAGAAGCGCUUCCGGCAGAAGAAAAUCCUCAAAGCCCACCAGAGCAUCCACACCGGAGAGAAACCGCACACGUGCGCCGAGUGCGGGAAGAGCUUCCGGCAGAAGAACAACCUCCGGAAGCACCAGUGGACCCACACCGGCCAGACUCCCCAUCAGUGCGCCGAGUGCGGGAAGCGCUUCAGCGAGAAGCAGCGCCUGCGGAAGCACCAGAAGACGCACACGGGGGAGGCGCCGUUCGCCUGCCCCGAGUGCGGCACGCGCUUCAGCCACAAGCACAACCUGAAAACCCACCAGCGGGUGCACACCGGCGAGACGCCCUACAAGUGUCCCGAGUGCCAGAGGGGCUUCAAGCAGCAGAACCACCUCGUCAGCCACCUGCGCACCCACCGGGAGGGGAAGCUCUACAAGUGCACCCAGUGCGACAGGCUCUUCAGGAAGAAGCCCAACCUGCUGAAGCACCAAGAGAGCCACGUGGGGGACAGGCCCUAUCGCUGCAAGGACUGCGGGAAGACCUUCAGGCAGAACAACCACCUGGUGAGUCACCAGCGGACCCAUGCCGCAGGCAGCCUCUACAUAUGCACCGAGUGCGGGAAGAGCUACAGCCAGUGGGCGCACCUCACCACCCACGGGCGGGCCCACGCCGGGGCGGGCCCGCUGACCUGCAGCGAGUGCCGGUGAGGGCUUCGCACCGACCGCCUCAGAACGCAUGGAUGAGAGACCAGCAACAGAACUGAGCGUGGUGCAGCUUCGUGGAGCAGAUGACUAAGGAAAGACCAGGAAAAUCAAGACUUUACCCAUUUAGAUGAUAUGCUUUUGUUCUGAGUUUGUACAGUGCCUACCACAGUGAGCCCUGGUCCAUAGCGAGGGUCGUAGGCACUCUGGUAACACAAAUAAUAAAUCAUAAUAUACCCAGAGGUGAACAGGAAAGCUUCAUUGUGAAGCCACUAGGAUGGUAAGCGGCAGAGAAUCAUCCACGCAGGAGAGGGAUUCUCUAGGUGUGAUAAUUACUAGACAGUUUCAGCAAUAAAUCUAAUCUUAGUAGGACAGAUGACUCUCCGGAGGAGAGGCGCUGUGUGCAUUAUGUGGAAAUCUGAGUAGCAAGAAGUGUGAUGUUAGAAUAGACACAUGGAGCUGGAUAGAGUGUCACUAAUGAGUCCUCUCUGCCCCUGCAGAAUUCCUAGCAGAGAGAAUGGGUAUCAUUUUGUUAAAGUAUUUCAUGAAACACGAUGGCUACCUGCUGCAUUGUAUGUAGUUACAUGAUGGUCAUUUUGUUAUUCUCCAGAAUAACCAUCAGGUUUACACACAGUUGUUGAUCAGGUUUCCAAUUAACAGCCUCUGUUUUCCUUUCUUGUUUAUUCAGGAGUUUCCUGGUUUGCCCCAGAAUGUUUCCAUUUGCAUGACUUUCCAGCCCAUCCUUUUAAAAACACCGUCUGUUCCCCAUGGAAAGUUCUGCCUUAUGUUUUUUCCCCAAAGAUACUGAAUUCAAUUCCUUCUGGUGUUGUGUUUUAUGGAAAAGCAAGGGGAAUAACAUAACAUAAGAAUGGCUCUACUGGGUCAGACCAAAGGUCCAUCUACCCCAGUAUCCUGUCUUCCAACAGUGGCCAGUGCCAGGUGCCCCAGAGGGAAUGAACAGAACAGGGAAUCAUCAAGUGAUCCAUCCCCUGUUGCUCAUUCCCAGCUUCUGGCAAACAGAGGCUAGGGACACCAUCCCUGCCCAUCCUGGCUAAUAGCCAUUGAUGGACCUGUCCUGCCGGAAUUUAUCUAGUUCUUUUUUGAACCCUGUUAUGGUCUUGGCCUUCACAACAUCCUCUGGCAAGGAGUUCCACAGGCUGACUAUGUGUUGUGUGAAGAAAUACUUCCUUCUAUUUGUUUUAAACCUGCUGCCUAUUAAUUUCAUUUGAUGACCUCUAGUUCUUGUUCUAGUUCUUCUAGUUAUGAGAAGUUGUAAACAACACUUCCUUAUCCACUUUCUCUACACCAGUCAUGAUUGUAUAGACCUUAAUCAUAUCUCCCCUUAGCCGUCUCUUUUCCAAGCUGAAAAGUCCCAGUCUUAUUAAUCUCUCCUCAUACGGAAUCCGUUCCAUACCCCUAAUCAUUUUUGUUGCCCUUUUCUGAACUUUUUCCAAUUCCAAUAUAUCUUUUUUGAGAUGGGGCGACCACAUCUGCACACAGUAUUCAAGAUGUGGGCGAACCAUGGAUUUAUAUAGAAGCAAUACGAUAUUUUCUGUCCUAUUAUCUAUCCCUUUCUUAAUGAUUCCCAGCAUUCUGUUCCCUUUUUUGACUGUCACUGCACAUUGAGUGGAUGUUUUCAGAGAACUAUCCACAAUGACUCCAAGAUCUCUUUCUUGAGUGAUAACAGCUAAUUUAGACCCCAUCAUUUUAUAUGUAGAGUUGGGAUUAUGCUUUCCCAACUAUACAUGAGCGAAAAUUGCUAAAAUGAGAUUCUGCAGAGAGCAACAUAUUAUGUGCCUAGUUCACCCCACUGGAACAUGGAUCAGUGCUCCGCAGGCCAAGUGCUUGGUCGAGUUCCAUUCAGGGAAUUCUUGUCAUCCAGGAGUGAGGCGAGUGAGAGGGUUUAUGGGCUUCUGUGUCCAUGAUGGGCACAGCUGUGACAUGACGUGGCGUCUCCUGUCAUUCUAGGCCCUGAUCCUGGGAACAUGCUCAUGUUUAACCCUUAGCACGUGAGCCACCCCUUUGCAGUCAGUGGGACGAUUCACCUGGUUAAAGCCAAGCACUUGUGUAAGUGUUUGAAGGAUCAGGGCGCUAAUUUGUAAACAUAUUUUUUUCCUUUCUGAGACUAGAAACCUCAUUUGAGCCUGGGAAGGGGAACAGAAACAAAGGGAUGAAUUUUUAACUGUCCCAGCAAAGAACAGGGUGAACAAUAGUUUGGGGUGAGUCAUUUAAACAAAAGG